Molecule: messenger RNA, 5097 nt
Organism: Oryzias latipes (Japanese medaka)
Lineage: Eukaryota; Metazoa; Chordata; Actinopteri; Beloniformes; Adrianichthyidae
Gene: rassf11
Product: Ras association domain family member 11
Biological process (GO): signal transduction
Source: RefSeq, a predicted model, not a curated record
AUGUAACAUCCAGACAGCAGCAGCACAAGCUGCAGAGGAUCUUCUUACUGCAAAUGUUCCCCACAUACCUGUCCAAAGCACAGGUGAAGAAGCAGAUAGCUUUGUUGUCGUCAUGGACCGAACCUCAAACAGUUUAAAAUAAUCGACCUGGAAUCCCAGAUCUACAUUUUCAUUUUUCCUACCCCUCUGGUUGACAGAGAGGACGUUUUCAAAGACGCUGCAGGCCAAACCAGAGAAAGACUUUGAUCAACUUGACAUGUUCAGGCGCUGAUCUGGAAGAGGAAAGUCUUGAACAAACUGGAAGAGAAGAAAAACAAACUGUAGAAUCCAAAAGGUUGGAUUUGUUCCCAGCAGAAAGAUUCAACUCACCUGAAGAGGCGGACAGCAGGAACAAACUGAAGCUUAACGAGAAAACUUACUGAGGUCUGACCUGCAGCAACACAACCGGUGCAAUAAAAAGUUUAGAAAAGUCAGAUGUUUCCUCAAAAAUCUGUACAUAAAACUCCAGUGGAUAAACAACCGUCACAUUUCAAUUCAAUUCAUCAAAAAAUAAAGUAGAUUUCAAAAUGAAAAUGUCAGAUAAAGGAAGUGAAAACACAUGAAAUGUUUCUUAACAAGACGUGAACAUCUGGCUGCAGCUGCAUUGAGACACUGGAUCCGUUUUCCAGCCAAGCCUUCUUCUGUUUCGGCUUUAGCACAACGACUAAACAGGAAGUUCCAGGUUAAAAUCCCGAACAGCUUUCCUCUGUAUGAUUGGUUCCUUAUGUAUUAGUUUGGUGUGGAACUGCCUUUAAAUGGAAUCUGUCUUUUAACUGCAGCAAAAUAUGAACGAAAAGGAGAAAAAUGAUGUGGCAAUUCAGCGUAUAUUUGACCAAGACUCGCCAAAUAAAAUCAAUUGACUCUCAGUUCAGAACUGAGAAAACCUCUUGAAGGAGAAGUGAAACAUCGUAAAUGAAUAAAGAAAAACCCACUGCUAGUUUUUAAGAAAAAUACAAUUUUAGGGAUAAAGACGUGGCGGUAGUAACAUCAGCUGUCCCUCGGUUCUGUUUGUGCUUCUUGAGGACAUCUAUUUUUAGGGAAUGUGAUCCUAAAUGUCAAAGCUCCUCCUAAAGUCUAACUAGUUAAAGCGAUCAAGUUAGAGACGCUCGUCAGUCAGCAGAGUCGGCAAAAACCAAAAUACCUGGAGGAGAUAGAUACUUUCAGAUACUUUCAAGGAUUCUUCAGGAACUUCUCAGCAGCGCCUUCCUGACAUGUUUCACUGCUGAUGUCUUUACAUCUCAGUGGAACCUCAACAUGUUUUGGUACAUUCACGCUUCAGAUCUCCUGUUUUUGGAGUCCUCUGCGUUCUAAGAUGUCCAAGAAAACUGAGCACCAACAGUCUUUCUUCGUGGUUCAGUAGAACAGACGGGUUUUCAGUGAGGAGCUGGACGCUCCACCACAGCAGCAGCAGCAUUAGGACUGGGGUUUGAGCAGCUCGCUCCUCUCGUGUUUCUGCGACCAUCAUCAUCCUCUGCUCUGGAGGCUCUUCUGGGAGGUCUGAAAUCACACGAUGAAGAGAUCUGAACUUCAUCCGCGUGAUCUCCGGCAUGUUUUAUGCCAAUGGGCUCAGAUGGGUGGGGACCGGAAACUGUCCAAAGUGGUAGAUGCCUUUAAGAAUGUUAAUAGGUCUUAUCGCCUCAGUCUUCCUCUCAGCCAGCGUGCAGACACGCCGCAGCGUCUGACUGAAGCGCACUGCAAGGCUGCAUGUCCUCAGAGUUCGAGAUAGGAUGGAAGUGAAGGUCUUUGUGGACGGCGUCCCACGCGUGGUCUGUGGAGUCACACGGGAAACAACCUGCCAGGAAGUGGUCCUGGCGUUGGCCCAAGCCCAGGGUCAGCCGGGCCGAUACAUCCUCAGGGAGAAAUUCAAAGACUUCGAGCGGUGCAUGACGCCUGACGAACGCCCUCUGGAGACCCUGGAGAAGUACGGCGAGCAAGCCAAGGAGGUCCAGCUCACGCUUCAGAGCAGCGGGUCCACCGUUUGGGAUGAAAUGGGGAGAAGAGCGGGCAGGUAUCAGCCCUGUCCCCCAAUGAGAAGGAAAGAAGUGGGAGCUAAGAUGAGGAGGGGCAGCGGAUCCGUGAUUCUACAGUGCCAAAGUUUGCCGCUGUUGUCAUGUAACCGACAGGAAGCCGAGCAGAAGCAGAGCGACCCGAAGAGACCCAAAAGGAAGUCUCUGACGCUCAUGGAAGAAGCCAAGGAGUGGCUGGAAAGCUUAGGGAAAGGCAAAGCCUACAGCACUGCCGGAGACAAGGAACACAGGAAGAAGGCCGAGAAGAAGAAACGGGGCUCUUUGGAUGUUCUCCUCAGUGUUCAGAGAGACCUCCAGAGUCAAAGCGCCAGAGGUCAAAGUUCAAGGUCAGACGUGGACCAUCAAACACCACGCUGCGUUGGAAAUCCGUCAAAAGAAAAAGAUGGGAAGAAAGAUGCAAGAAAAAUAGCCGAAUCUGACUUUGGAAGAGCAAGUUUUGCCCCAGCAGAAGAUGAGAAGAACUUUCUGAGAGAAACCAUAAUCUAUCAACUGUUGCAUCUGCAGGAUCUACAGGCCCAAACGCGUCAGACAGAGAAAGAGAUUUCUGAGUUAGAGGACAAACAGCGAGCCAGAAAAGCCCAGCAAGAAGCGGAAGACCAACGAGCCGCAGAGGAGCAGCGGCAGAUCCAGUUCUGGGAGAACCAACUGAGAGCAGAGGACGUCUGCGAGAAAGACCUGCAGCGCCACUUCCUAGACUUGAAAUCCAAAGCUGCCGAGAUCAGAGCCAAACUGGAGGAGUACAGGCGUAGAAUCCAAGGGCUGGACUUCUGCGUGGGUCUGAACGGCGGCGGCGCCCGGGAGGAGGUGGCCUCAGAAGCUGCUGCCAGUCCUCCACCGGAUGCCCAUCAGCUGCCAUCUGGACCAGAUGCAGAUCUCAACAGGAAGCUCCCACCCACUGAGGACUUCAAGCCCCCCCAGGCUCCCAACCAGAUAAGGGAGCGGCGGCUCACAGGACCCACUGAGCUGAAGGAGUGGUGGACGCGUUGGUCCGAGACCCAGAACCUUCAGGCAGAGAGCCAGAGGAAGGUGAUCCACCGCUCUGAACUCACCAUCUACCUGGGAAGCACUAAGGUGUAGAGUCCUGUGGGGCGGGGCUCCUUCCCUGCACACGGGGAGUUUUCAGUUCCAAAAACCUGACUUCUGCUGUAGCUAACGUGUAUACGCCCAGCAAUAUUCUUCUCUUUUCUAACAGUCAGCCUGCAGCACGGAGCGUGCACGUUUGAUUUGAUUUGAUUUUUGAUUUGAAUCUGUUUAUUUCAAGCCAUCAAAGCAAGAAUAAUGCACAAAAUAAAACAAUCUGCAGUCAUACAUUCAUACAGAGACGUGUCAAAUUUAGGAUAAUUACACAUUAAAUCAAAGAUUAUAUAAUCCCACCCCUGUACUACCAUAACCAUUUAUUACAUGAUUUAUCAUUAUCCAGUUCAGAACUAAGAAUCUUUAAGUACCAUUAAUCACAUGACAAACAUGAAUUAAUAAUGUAAAAAUAGACAUCACUAUUUUAGAAAGAUCCGUUAUCAAAAAUAUGUGCAGGUUAUAUUCAUAAGAAAAAUCCUGACUAUGAUAAAAAAUAAGACUUUUUCAGAAAAAAUAGACCUAAAUCCUCACAGUAUAUGCAGAUCAAGUAUCAAAAGUUAAAAAUAUGUGCAGAUUAUUUUUCAUUAGAAAAAAUCCAUUUUUGGAGCAAGUGAAGUGAUGUAAUUAGAGAUCAAUCAUUUGAACCAUCUUCAAUAAUUGACUAAGCUAUUUUAUUAUUAUGAGGUAAUGUUGUGAAAUAAAAGGGUCCAGGGGGGUUGAAAACAUAAAUAUCUGUAUGACAUGCCUCCUUCUACAAAUGUUCACUACCACCUGUCGCCCACAGCAUGAACGAGGAAAAGUGUGCAUGAACCUUUUUCCUCCGUGGGAUCACUGAGCGGUCUAUGGAGCGGGUCACCUGCGUGUGCCGUACAGGUUUAACCACUUUUCACCAGCAGACGGCCCGUAUCCACCUGUAAGGAGGGUGUUAGAACCAUCAGAGACCUGGACAGAGUGUGACGUCAUCCACAGAAAAUUACUUCCAGCUCCAGCAUAAUGAGGUCAAUUCAGUGGAUAUUUUUCGCCAUCCGGACGCCACGUUGGAGUCAGACGGUCUCAGUAAGCAGUGAUUGGCCCGAGUUGGUCUGAGUUUCUCUUUUAACCAGUCAGAAAUGAGAUUUUUUUUGCUCACCUUUCCCACUUGAAAACGGGCUUGGGAGAAUUGGUCAAAGGUUUUGAACGCUGAACAUUGGGGCCAGCAGGCUCCGCCUACUUUUACUGAUUGGUCAGUUUAUAAACUACGGAAAAAAUAUUAUAAAAAAUGAGGAUUAUGAAGAUGUCAGAUCCAGAAUGGUCCUUCUGACCAACAGAAUAUCAACCGUUUAUUUCUCUAUGGGAGUUUGGCUUCUUGGAGCCACUUCCUGUUUGGAAUGCCAGGGGGAGGGGCCACUCAGUCCAGUUCUCAUAUACAGCCAUUAGUGACAUCUGAUGUGUUGUUUUAAAUAAAAGCAAACAACUCAUUUUCAUAAAACCUUUAUUCAAUUGUUUCAUUCAAGACCAUAAAUGAAAAAAACAAAAAAAAGACACAAGAACCUCUGAACGUCAUCCAACCAAAACCCCAUGAAGUCCAGAGGAAGGAGUUUCUGCUGUAGGUCAUCGUGCAGAGGAACAUCAUCUCUCUAGAGCAAAAACUAAUAUCCUAAUUUCAAAAGCUGAUCUUUUUUUUUUUUACUUUUUUCCGUUAAAUUAAAUUUAUUAUAUUUGAUCUUUUUAUUAGAAAGAAAACAAAAAAAAAAAGCACACAUUACAUACAGUAUAGAUGAACCCACAUUUCUGGGAUGCAUAUAGCAAUAUUUCUACUGGGGGGGGCCACCUUAAGAUUGUUCUGAAUAUGUUGGUGGUGUGCUAGGAACAGAGGAGACAUCUUACUUUUAUUUUGAUUUUUAUUUAACUUUGCUAUUAAUAGGCACCUUAUUUGUAACGUUCAAUAUAGCAGACUGAGUUUCCGAAAAAAACAAAA